This is a messenger RNA of Drosophila obscura, 1596 nucleotides long. It is a transcript of the gene Arp6, whose product is annotated as actin-related protein 6. The record is from RefSeq and is a predicted model, not a curated record. The transcript has a single exon. Gene Ontology annotation, molecular function: nucleosome binding. Bases 128 to 1324 code for a protein of 398 amino acids. Gene Ontology annotation, cellular component: Swr1 complex. Lineage: Eukaryota; Metazoa; Arthropoda; Insecta; Diptera; Drosophilidae.
GUCAAUAAAUCCGCGAUCACACCUAAAUACAGUACAGAUCCGAAAAAGAAUUUAAACAAAACGAGUAAAAAACUCCAAUACCCCUUUCCGCAGAGAGUCACAGCCUAGUAGACGAUGUUAUAGAGAUAUGGCAAGCGCAGUUGUGGUGCUCGACAAUGGAGCACACACAGCCAAGGUGGGCUUGGCCAACCAGGAGGAGCCGCGCGUAGUCCCGAAUUGCGUUAUGAAGGCUAAGAGCGAGCGACGGCGGGCUUUUGUGGGCAAUCAGAUUGACGAUUGCCGCGAUACCUCGGCCCUGUUCUACAUCCUGGCCUUUCAGCGCGGCUAUCUGCUCAACUGGGACACACAGAAGACCGUGUGGGACUACAUCUUCAGCAAGGAGGGCAUCGGAUGCACUCUGGACAAUCGGAACAUAGUCAUAACGGAGCCGCAGAUGAACUUCCCCAGCGUGCAGGAGGCAAUGUUGGAAAUGCUCUUCGAGCAGUAUCGCGUAGCCGGCAUGUACAAGACGACGGCAGCCGAUCUGGCGGCCUUUAACUAUGUCGCCGACAGCGAGGAGCGCACCACGAUGCAGACCCUCAACUGCAUUAUCAUUGAUGUGGGCUACAGUUUCACCCACAUUGUGCCCUUUGUACUGGGCAGGCGGGUGCUCGAGGGCAUUCGUCGCAUCGACAUGGGUGGCAAGGCGCUGACCAAUCACCUGAAGGAGCUCAUCUCCUACAGGCAGCUGAACAUGAUGGACGAGAGUCACGUGGUGAACCAGAUCAAGGAGGAUGUCUGCUAUGUGGCAGAGGACUUCAAAGAGGAAAUGCGGGUGCAUCAGUGCGAGAAGAAGCGCAAGGAAGUGGCCGUCGACUAUGUCCUGCCCGACUUUACGACCAUCAAGCGUGGCUAUGUCCGGAUCCCGGGGCGGCCCCGCAUGGACGAGGCAACAAUGCAGACAGUGCCGUUGUGCAACGAACGCUUCACCGUGCCCGAGCUGCUCUUCAAUCCAUCGGACAUUGGCAUCCAUCAGGUGGGCAUACCGGAGGCAGUGGCCGAUUGCCUCAAGGCCUGUCCCUGGCAGGCCCAUCGGGAGCUCUUGCUCAACAUCCUGAUUGUGGGCGGCUGUGCUCAGCUUCCCGGCUUCCUGCCGCGCCUCAAAAAGGAUCUGCGCGCCCUGGUGCCCGACGAUCUGGAGGUGUCGCUUAUUUGUCCCGAGGAUCCAGUGCGCUAUGCCUGGUACGGUGGCAGGGAGGUGGCCACCAGUCCAAAUUUCGAAGAAUUUGUCUACACGCGUGACGAUUACGAAGAGUUUGGUGUCCAUGGCCUGAAUCAGCGAUGAACGAAGGAGCUGCUCCAUAACCCCACCCACCCUGAAUCCACUUUGUGGAUGCAAUUAAGUUACGUGAGACAGAUUUGUUCUAGAACAUUCCUUGUUUGUGUAUUCAACUAGGUGUCCGAGUCAAAUAAUGUGCAAAAUAGGCGCGGGCCCCGCGAAGCAAACCAAAGCGGGCGCACUUAUCGUUCAGAUUGAACUAUGUAAUUCGCCUAGACAUUGGAUGAUUGCCUAGAGCCUAAAUCCUUUUAUCAAUAUACAACUAAAUUUGAACUACA